This is a messenger RNA of Acanthopagrus latus (yellowfin seabream), 1843 nucleotides long. RefSeq names its product UBX domain protein 1 (gene ubxn1). Bases 92 to 1018 code for a protein of 308 amino acids. The transcript is spliced from 10 exons. Lineage: Eukaryota; Metazoa; Chordata; Actinopteri; Spariformes; Sparidae. The record is from RefSeq and is a predicted model, not a curated record. Gene Ontology annotation, molecular function: protein binding.
AAAAAAAAAAAAAAAUCGCUUUCCUCGUUCGGUUCUGUUUGACCUGUGCCGGCCCCCGUACUGCUGAAGCGGUGUUGACUGAUGUGUCAAAAUGGCAGAGCAAACAACACUAGAGAGCCUGCUGGAGAUGGGCUUUGAAAGAAACAGAGCGGAAAAGGCGGUGGCCAAGACAGGAAACCAGGGAAUAGAACAAGCAAUGGACUGGUUGAUGGAACAUGAGGACGACCCAGACAUCGAUGAGCCCUAUGUGCCGCCUGUAGGAAACGUCCUGGGAGGAGGAAAUGCAGACAGCCAGUCCACCACAGAACAGCCGACACUAGCAGACACCGCUGAAGGAAUAGCAAAUGCAGAAAACACCUGCAUCGAUAGUGAGACAGGUGCAAGGAGGCCACUGACAGAGGAGGAGAAACUUGAGCAAGUUAGAAGGCUAGAGGAGCUGAUGCGGGUGAAGCAGGCGGAGAGAAGAGAGCGAGAGCGGGAGGAAGAGCUCGAGAGGGAGAAGCAGCGGAGGAAACAGGGCCAAGAGCUGCAGCAGAUACGCCAAAAGCUGCAGGAUGACGAUAUGAAAAAACUCGCUGAGCUGCGCAGGAGAGAGAAGAUGGAGGACAAACUGGCAAGGCAGAGGGUGAAAGAAAAGAUUGCACGCGACCGAGAGGAGAGAGCACAAAAGUUCGGAGGCGGUGGAACACCGAGCACAGCCGCAGCAUCCCAACCUGCCCAGCCCAGCCCCUCGUCGCCCACCAGUCACGGCCCUCCACCCACUAAGAAGGAGUAUGAUGAGUCCAGGAUACAGGUCCGUCUGCUGGACGGCUCGACCAUCGCCACAGUCUUUAAGGCCCAGGAGCCGCUGGCAGCAGUGCGCGUCUACGUGCAGAUGAACAGCAACGUGCCCGAGGGUCAGGACUUCACGCUGCUGUCGCUGUACCCCCGCCACGUAUACACCGAACUGGACAUGGAGAAGCCCCUCAAGGAACUGGGUUUGGUGCCUUCAGCUGUGCUGGUUGUUACCAAAAAGUGAGAUCAGGAGGAUCCGCUCUGUGAGCCUACCUCACCACCUCCACUGCAUCAACACGUGAAAGAUAUCGAUCCAGGAACAGAGCCGCCAACGAUCAGUAUCUCUCAAUAAGCCAGCUAACUGAACUGAAGCAGAAAAGACGCAGCUCGAGGCUUCGUUCAGAUUGUGUUUUAACUAAUUUUAAGACGUUUUUUGGAGAGCUAUAGUGUAAUACUGUUUGGGUUAACUCACUGAAUGACGCCUUUCCUCCAUUCUGGGCUGAUUGAUUUGUUAUGGCUUGGUUUGUGUGCAGUGAGAUGGACUUUUACAAAGUGAAGAUAGCUGGCUUCUGAUGGAUACUGCUUCAUGGUUUUCAGCAACUCAUUUAUAAAAGACGAUAAAGUACAAAAAUCGUUGAAUUUUAAGAUGAUCGUUACAAAGCAAAGUACAACACUAGACCCACUCGAUCGGUUCUUCAAGGGCCUUAGAUUUAACCCCCACAAUCUUCCUGAUUUUGUGACAUGAUACUUUGCCAGUUUUUUUUUAUAAGUUAAAAUAUAUUGACAGUUAUGUCUGCAUAAUCACCAAGAAUCUACUUAAAAUAAAGCUGACUCAGAGAAUUAUAAUGGUCGACUGAAUUUUCUACAUAUCACACAUGAACAUUCCUGCCUGAAGUACCGGGAACGUUCAGUUAGUUACUUUUAGAACUAAAAUGUCCCUUCAGCUCGGUCAAAGGACCCCUGAAGAUUGGGCAUAUUAGUCCGCUGACAUGGAAAAAAAAGUGAUGCUGUUUUUAAAUGUAAGUUUUGGCGCUUUUUGCUUUUUUUUAUUAAACAACAGGGCCUGGAC